Messenger RNA from Phragmites australis (common reed), 546 nucleotides. RefSeq names its product pterocarpan synthase 1-like. The record is from RefSeq and is a predicted model, not a curated record. The transcript has a single exon. Bases 1 to 546 code for a protein of 181 amino acids. Lineage: Eukaryota; Viridiplantae; Streptophyta; Magnoliopsida; Poales; Poaceae.
AUGGCCUCGUCCUCGCUGCUGGUGGUGGUCGUCGCCCUGCUGGCCUUCCUUUCGCCGGCCGUUCUUGCGACGGGUGGCGCCAGCAGAGAGAAGCGCACGCACAUCCGCGUCUACGUGCACGAGCAGUUCUCCGGCCCGAACGCCACGGUGGGGUCCGUGGCACCGUCCCCGCUCGGCGCCAACUCGACGUUCGGCGAGGUCGGCGUGCUCGACGACGCGCUGCGCGCCGGCCCGGGCCCGGCGUCGGGCCUCGUCGGCCGCUACCAGGGGGUCUUCGUGGGCUCGGACCUGGCGGACGCGAGCUACCACUCGGCCAUCACCCUGGUGUUCGCCGCGGGCGAGCACCGCGGGGGCACGCUGUCCCUGCAGGGAAGGUACAGCUUCCCCGCCGACGACGGCGCGGUGCUCGAGCGCGCCGUCGUGGGCGGCACCGGUGGGUUCAGGAUGGCACGCGGAUACUCCCUGCUCAAGGUCGUGAGCACCCCGCCCGAGGCCGCCGUCUUCCAGCUCGACCUGUUCGUGUUCACGCCCCGUGGCCGAUACUAG